AUGGCACCUCUCUUCUGGAUCCCAGGAAUCCUGUCACUGCUGCUUGCUCUGAAUUGGAAACAUGGGGCAGGGAGCCCCCUUCCCAUCACUCCUGACAAAGCCCCCUGCACCACAUAUCACCCCUGUGCCACUAACCUCAUGAUCCAGAUCAAGAGUCAACUGGUGCAGCUCAACAGCAGUGCCAACGUUCUCCUAAUUCUUUAUUGUAGGGUCCAGGGGGAGCCUUUCCGCCACAAUGUGGACAAGCUGUGUGACAACAACUUGAAGAACUUCCCAUCAUUCCACACAGAAGGCACAGAGAAGAAGAAACUGAUGGAGCUGUACCGCAUCAUCUCAUACAUUUACACAUUCCUGGGCAACAUCACCCAAGACCAGAAGACCCUCAAUCCCAACAACCAGAACCUUCAAAAUAAGCUGAACUAUACAAUGAGCACUCUGCGAGGACUCCUCAGCAAUGCAUUCUGCUGCUUAUGCAAUGAGUACCAUGUGGGUAAGGUGGUAAUAUUCUCCAGCCCACACACGUCAAGCAAAAACAUCUUCCAGAAGAAAAUGCUGGGUUAUCAGCUCCUGGUAAAGUACAAAAAAAUCAUAGCUGAGCUGGCUCAGGCCUUCUAG
Molecule: messenger RNA, 615 nt
Organism: Chrysochloris asiatica (Cape golden mole)
Lineage: Eukaryota; Metazoa; Chordata; Mammalia; Afrosoricida; Chrysochloridae
Product: leukemia inhibitory factor-like
Exons: 2
Coding region: 1-615 (204 amino acids)
Biological process (GO): immune response
Cellular component (GO): extracellular region
Molecular function (GO): cytokine activity; leukemia inhibitory factor receptor binding
Source: RefSeq, a predicted model, not a curated record